Molecule: messenger RNA, 7593 nt
Organism: Bombyx mori (domestic silkworm)
Lineage: Eukaryota; Metazoa; Arthropoda; Insecta; Lepidoptera; Bombycidae
Exons: 21
Coding region: 205-7308 (2367 amino acids)
Source: RefSeq, a predicted model, not a curated record
GUUUGUCAUCCCAGCUCGAUUUCUAAUGGCGUUGCCAAAAUAUUUUGUAUGAUUUUGUACAUUUAUUUUUUUCGUUAGUCAUAAAAAUAAGUUUAUAAUCAUAUAAUAAUAAUCUAAUCUUCAAUACAUUAUCUUAUUAGAAUGUGUCGAAUAAAUCGAGGAUUGGCGUAGAUCGCAACAAAUCCGAGUCACUGGUACCAAAAAAUGUCUUUCAUUACGAAAAGGGAACGUGUUUUCAAGGAGUUCGACUUGUUUGAUUUGCCAUCGAGGAACGAAGGUAAACUGAAGGCAUACGCAUCAUGCACGGACGCGAGAGCUUGGUCACACUUCUGUUCAGAUAAAACCGAACAUUUAGUUGAAAUAAUAAAGAGGAACAAUGAAAGAUGCAGACCAAAAUACGUGCCAACUGAUGUUAUUGUCGACACGCUUAUGGUCGCUAAAAACACUGAAAUUGCACGACUCAAACGAAAAAUCGAAGAGUUCGAACAAAUGCUAGCAGCUUACGACCAACUGGAACUGUCUUGUGAACAAAAAUGCGAAAUAGCUAAUGCUCACGCCACCAUAAAAGCAGCCAAUAAGGAACUGGAGGAUAUGUUUUUGGAUUUGAACCUCUCUGGCUUCACAGAGAUCGAUUCCGAAGCAUUUGAGACAGGGAAAUCAAGAGGCGAUGAGCUCACUAAAUACAGAAUGGAUGAGACUCCAAAAUCGAAGGACGAGUGGACAUAUGACAAAGAAAAUCGCCCAAGAUUGGAAACUAAAGGCAAUCAAGCUGGCUUCUCUUGCCCCUGUGACGCUAGUACAUCCGCCACUGAUCCGAGGAUUGAAGAAAUGAAAGAAACUAUCAUAACGAAAGAUGCUAAAUUGAGCGCAAUGCAAAACACGAUUGCUGUCAUGGAAAACGAUGUUUGUGAGCCGUAUUGUAUUUAUGCUCAUAUUUACACGGCUUUAGAGAAAAUAUUUGGAAUACUCUGUCAAAAUGAUAAAUACAAACAGUACUUGGAUUUAUUGACCACUGGAAAAGAUAUUCGAAAUAUUGACUUGAAAGGGAAAAUUUUGUUUAAACUGAAAGUACUUGAAAAAUUUAGUCUUGCGCUAAUUGCACCGUGCUCUCAGAAUCAUAAUAAUACAGCUCCAGAUGAUUGUCCUUGUUACAAAACACAAAUCGUUGCACGUCUUGAAACUACCUACGCACUUUCAUCAGAAACUAACCAACCGAACCUUGAUAAUAAAAGAGCGCUACUUAUCGCCGAUAUAAUGGAUAAUGAGGAAAUGAAAGAAAUAUUAAGCAGAGAGAGUGCAAACCUUGACGAUGAAGAUGUAUUGCAAAAUGACAACUUAGACGAGGAUACCUGUAGUAUUGAUGGUGAGAAUUUAAAGCGCCUGAAGAACCUACAAGAGAAUUAUAACGAUUUGAUGGUAUGCUACGAAAAUUUGAAGCACGAGAGGAACUGCUUGCAACUAAAAUGUCAUAAAUAUGAUGAACUGGAAUGUGAACUUCAAGCUUUACGCGCAAGAAUUAGAGAAUACAAUGCACUGUGGUCCGAAAAAGAAUAUUUUAGAAAAAGAUCGGUAGACCUUGAUGAUUUAAAGGAACAUUACUUAGUUCUAUCUAACGAAACAUCAAAUUUAGAAACUAAGCUUAAAAGCGAAAUGGAAAUCAAUAAAAUUAAAACGGAAGCAAUGGAAGGAUUAAGAAAAGACAAUAUUGCACUUGAGAAAAAAAUAAAUGAAAUUGAAAUAUCGUUUGAAAAGGAACGAAACACAUUAGAAUGUAAACUAAAAGAAACAGAAUGUAAAGUUAUGUGCCAAGAGCAACAAAUCAAAAGCUUAAAUGUCCAAAUUGACAAAUUGAUCGAGCAAGAGGAUUAUUCUAACAGCGUUAAUUCUGAUAAAAAUGCGUUAUCAUUACUGAAUCAAAUUGAAUCGUUAAAAGAGGAAGUAUUUAACCUUAAAGAUGCACUCUGCUAUGGCGAAGAAGAAAGACAGACUGCUUUGAGAGAUUUUCAAGAUAAUCUCAAAAUAAUUAAUGAUUUGAAACUUGAGAUUGAGGAUUGGAAAAAUAAAUGUGAAAAGAUAAUGCAGCAAAAUGACGAAUUAGAAAGGUUUACGGAAAAUUACGGACUAGAAGUGCGAAAACUCACCGAAGAAAAUAAAAACUUAUUGCAAGAAAAUGAAGAAAAAUGUUUGGCAGUAGAAAAUUUAAUGAAUAUUGUCAAUACGAAAUCUAAAGAAAUAGACCAUCUGAUAUCAGAAAUCGAUCACAAAAAUAUUAUUAACAAUAAUCUCAUAACACAAGUCGAAUCACACGCCAGUACCAUAGAAAUUUUAGAAAGUGAAAAAACGAGAACUUUGACUUCACUUGAAAUUUCCAAAUGUGAAAGUCAAGAACUAUUAAAACGAACACAAGAUUACGAAAAUUUAGUACAUCAAAACAAUGAACUGUCAAAAGAGCUUAGCGAUCAAGUAGAAGAAUAUAAUAUGCUAAAAGAACAAUUUGAAAGAUUGACUAAGGAUAAUGAAAAACUACAAUAUGAGCUACACGAAAUUGAAAAACUUCAGGAAAUCAAUAAAGCUUGUACAGAUGAAAUUGCUAAAUUGAAAGAUGAAAGAGAUCACUUGAAAACGUCGUUAGUGCUAACAAAAAAAGAAAGUGAGGUUCUAGAUCAAAAAUUAAUGGAAUUCGAAAAUUUAAGGCAACAAUUCCACAACUUAAGGGAAUCCGAGCAAAAACUAUCUAUAGACAAAUAUCAAACAGAAAAUUUACUUGGAGAUGAAAAUAGCGAGCAAGAUACUGCUGGAGAAUCAAUCCAAUUAUACAGUAGAGAAAGUAGUAUUUCAAUUAAAAAACUAUACGACACAGAAAAUUUAAAAGAGGAUAUUUUAAGUUAUCAUGAAUCUUAUCAAAACUUAAAAAAUGAAAACCUCAAUUUGAAGACAAUCAUUUCGAAUCUCGAAAAAGAAAAAAUAAACCUCAUUGAUCAAAUUAGUAAUUUAAGGCAUGAAAAUGAAAAACGUCUUCAUACAGAUGGUCUUGUUUCUGAAUUGGAAGAAGAAUUGAAUAGCAUAAACAAAACAUAUGAAUUGUUGAUGAUAGAAAAAAAUAAAUCUGAAUUGUAUUUGGAAGAUAAAAACAAAGAAGUAAUUAACUUGCAAAAUCAAUUAGAAAGUCGAAUUGCCGAAAACAAACAACUCCGUCAACAAUUAAUAGAACUGGAUUCUGAAUUUUUUAUUUCGAAGAACAAUUUCAAAUCGAUUGAAACAGAAAAUGACGAACUUCAGAAGGAAAAUGAGAAAUUAACUGUAUCGAUUAGAAAAUUUGAAAGUGACCUUAAUCUAUUACAAAAAGAAUAUGAGGCGGUGAAGAUGGAGAGGAAUCAAAUCGAAAAAGUAUAUGAAACGCUCCUGGUAGACUUGAAUACAGUUAAGAAAGAAAAUGAAGAGCUUGCCCAACAAAGUCAAACAUUGUUUUCUCACAAUGACGACUUGGAAAAUGCUUUAAUUAUGGAAAGAUCACUGGUAAAGUUAAAACCAGAAUUCCUAGAAAAUUCAUAUGAGGAAAUUAUUCGAGAAAUUAUAGAGUUGAAAGACCAAAAAAUUGGAACUCAAAAUAAGAUAAGGGAACUAAUGGAUAAAUUAGAGGAAUCAGAAUACAUCAUUUUAAAAUUAACUGAAGAGGUUGUAGCUCGCAAUCACAAGAUUAUAAUAUUAGAGAAUCAUAUCAAUGAGGUUGAAGACGAAGUCAGAAGAUUGCAAGUAUGCGUAAGUGAUGCUAUAAUUGCUGGAGAACAAAUUAGAGAAAACAGUAUUCAGAAAAUCGAUGAAUCUGUCAAAGCAGUACAUGCACACCAUUCCAAAGCUACUCACAACAUAAGAAUGGAACUUGAUAAAUUGAAAAAUGAGAACAUUUUACUAGAGCAAAAAUUAUCGAAUACAAAAUUAGAUUACUCAGAUUCAUUCAAUAGCAGGAAUGAAAUAUUAUCAAAUAUGAAUCGUCUUCAAAAUGACAAUGAAAUAAUUAUUACCGAUAUUAAACAAAUAGAAUUGGAAUAUAUUGGUGACAGUGAAUUAUCACCUGAAAAGUGUGAUGCAGUAGACGUUUUACAUUCAUUGGAAAGGAUCCGUAAUUAUAUGGAAACAAAAAAAUCUAAAAACAUAAUUUUAGAGCAAACUUUACUAAAAGUCCAAUCAUCUUCGCAGUUGCUACUCUGUAAAGCAGAUGAAGGAAAGAGAAUAGUCGAAGUUGAAAAACAAAAGAUCAUAACUGAAAAGGAGGAAGCUAUAAAGCAAAGACAAGAUUUAGAAGCAAGUCUUUUAGAUUUAAAGCAGAAGUUAGAAAAACAGAUUUCCACGGAUCAAGAUGUAAUAAAAGAUUUAGAAGCAGAAAUUUUAAACAAAGAUCUCAUUAUUAAUAACAUAAAUAAGUCUACAGAAAGUUAUAUAACAGAACUUAAAAAUGAUAUAAAUUCAUGGCAAGAACUCUAUGAAAAUGCAACACGAGAAUUAAAACAUUUACAAGAGCAAUUACAAAGCAUUUCAGAUGAAAAUAAUAAAUACUUUCAAGAAAUUAUGACAGCAAAUAAACAAUUAGAGGUAAAAAGCAAAGAGAUUUCAAGUCUUCAAAAAUCUUUAGAAGACAUACAAAAUCAAACAAGUCAUUUUAUUGAAGUAAAUAAUUUAAAAUUAGAAGAAAAAUCCGAAGAAAUUGCUGAGCUACAAAAGACGAUUGAAAAAAUAAAAAAUCGCUCCUUCACAUGUAUUGGAACAAAUACAUCUGGUAUAAAUUUAGUACGUGACGACAAUCUAGAAAUAAAACAAGAUAAAGCCCAACAAGUGGAUGGAAACGUUAACAUCAACAUCAAAGAAAAUCGUGAUAGAACAGCCUUGGAGAAAUUAUUUUAUGAACGUUCUUAUCAAAAAUUACAAACUUUAAAGGCCAUUCAGGUCACAAACAUAAGUGUACAACCAAAAUUUGAUGCUCGUAAUUAUUCAAACUAUAAAUCUGAGAAAUCUGUGAUUGACGAAACAUCUCUAAUUGACAUAGUGGAAAGUGAAAAUACUUCAAAAGACAAUGGCCCUAACAAAUCUGUUGUAAAUCUACAAAGAAAGGUAUCGAAGCCCCUGAAUUACAACGAUACAUCAAAAAAUAGUUCUUCUUUAGAUAUACAGCCUGUGAAACAUAUUAUCAAUGAUAUAGAAAAUACAGCAGAUUUUAAAAAUAAUUACGAAAGUGAAAUUAAAAUUAACGACAUUGAACAAAAUGAUGAGACAAAAAGAAAAAUACCGGAAUCUGUUCAUUCAACUGAUAUGUUUAUUGUAUACAAAAGUAGUGAAACUGAUACUCCUAGUACGGGAAGGUCCAAAGAACCAACUUCUUGGCCACACCACUAUAAUUCCGAAGUAGUAGAAACUUUAAAAAUCCAUCCUAAAAACCAGAACACAGCUGACUAUCGUUCUAGAAAACGUGAACCAAGCACGAAUACACAGACUAAUGAAAAUAUAGGUACCAAACGUGGUAUUAAUGUGAAGUUGCCUCGUGUUGAACUAAUAAACUCAUCGCAGUCAUUGUCCCUGAAAAGUGAAACAAGUUCUUCAGAUACAUUUCAUAUGGCAAAACCUUCGGAAACGACAUUCUUAAAUUCAGAGGCUAUCGAAAAACCUCAAAAGACAGAACUCGAACCAUCUAACAGUGAUCAAGAAAAAGUGAAUUCUAUUUUUGAUAGUAUUUAUUCCGAAAACUAUCAAAACAAUAUAAAAAAGAGUAAUAUCAGCGGCCAAACAAUCUCAUUGGCCAAUGAUACCGAAACUCUAAAUGUGACUUCUAGACCUAAUAGCUCCGAUCUGGCAGUAAAUCCUUUAAACAAUAAUCUUCAAACAAAGUCUAAAUCGAAAAAAUCCGCACAAAAUGAAUUGAGAACUAAAAUCGCAUUAAACUAUGUUCUCGAUACAAUUGAACUAGACAGAAAUCUUAGGAAUACCGAUAACGAAAAUUCAUAUUCCACAAGGAAAACUCAAAGUGCUUCUAUAGUAAGCUUCUCUUUAUUAGAUUUCAAUGAUGAAAGCAAUCUUUCUUCAGUUAGUUCUCGUAAUGGAAUUAAAACUAUGGCUCAUAACCUCUCUAAAAAUCAAUUUCUUAAGUUCAAAGACCAGGGAGUAUUGGUAAGACUGGAUAAUUAUGAAAAAUACGAGCAAGAAAUUGAUGCAUUAAAGAAAACAUUAAAAAACACGGAAGAGGACUUUAAAAAGAAACUUGACGCUUUAAAACUGCAAUACGAUAACAACAUAAAGAAUAUUAAAAAAGAGCACGACAAUGGAGUUAAUAAUUUACAAAAUCUACACGAAGAGACGUUGCAUGAUAUUAUUAAAAUACGCGAAAAUGAAAUUGAGAACUUAAGGACAUUAAGUAUUGAAGCAAUGAAGAAGGCAGACAAACUAGAGAAGGACAAUAGUUUGCUAAAACAUCAGGAGCAGUAUAACGGUCUAGCUUGUUUCGACGAGGAUCAGGAGGUUCCUUCAGAAUCCAAUAGUCAAAAAAACACACGACUUCAACGAAAAGUUCUCACGCAGACUAAUGUCGAAGCGUUUGACGUGAAGCCAAAAACACGUAUACAUGGCCCUUGUACAUGCAGCUUGGAUGUGAACAUGUCCGAUACUAUACGAAAUAUAUUUCAGCAAGUUGACAAUGAUCAAAGGAAAUUGGCCGAGCGCACGUAUCUAAAAUACAUUUUGAACAAAAUUUUAAAUGACAGCGUAAAGUCGCUUGACGCUCAAGAACUAUCUUUCUUACAUUUGAAAAUAUGUCGUACGUGGAAAAUGAAAUUGAAUAAGGAGGAGGCCUUCCAAAUGAAAAUCAAUACAUUGGAAUCGGAGCUGUUAACUAAACAGAAACAUACACAGCAGCACAUUGCAGAUCUUGAUCGUAAGGUAGCACAAGAGAGGAGAGCGUUACAAGAGAUCAGGGAAGCCGUAUUCAGGAGCAACCCGAGGUCACGUUCUACGAGUCCGAGGACGGAUUUCGGCAUCAAAACUUCAGCACCAGCGGAAUCCAUUACAAAUAAUAAUUUGGACUGCACUUGUAAGAUUGGAUGCGGAAUUGUCAGAAAACGCGAGAGACGAGCGGCCGGAGACAUUGCCGCUACAUUGUUGAGCGUUAAGUCGCGACCGCGUCGAUCCAGGGCUGAGAGCAACAGGGCGGUUAUUCCAAACCUGAAUUUUGAGGAAAGCCGCAAAAACAAUGCUUACGAACACGACGAACGUCCGACGCGUCUCCGCAAAAAUGAAGAUAAACAGAAACACUACCACAAAAAAUAAUUGUAUUCAUCUAAAAUUAUCUGGUUUCUUGACUGUGUGUUUGUGUGUAAUUUCUAGAGUAAAAUUAGAAAGUAGGUGUAUGAAAAUUUCACAGUGUAAUAUUUAUAAUGUCAUCCUAAAAAUACGUCUAAUGUUUCGAAGUUUUUUUUUACUAUUUAUUUACUAAUGUUCAAAGUUAUAUUACUUGAAAAUUAAAAUACAUAUUUUUUGUGAUGUAAAGUAAAAUGUGUGUGUGUAGUUUGUAAAUUAAGAAAUAAAUUAAUAAAUUAAAAGUUGAUUUUCAAA